UCCCUAAUCGUUAGUGUACAGUUGUCAUGGCGCUAAGGAGUAAACCGCAGAUAUUAAUUCUUCUGAAUAAUUUUUCAACUGACGAUGACAAAAUGAUGUGUUCGUUUGUUUGAUUCUCUCUUGAAAGGAUCUCUUAAGUGAUAAGAAACAAGACCAGGCUGAAGUUAAAAACAAGACUCUACAAAUAAUGUAUCCUGCGCUGCCAGCAAUAAUCAUAACAAGUUUGCCAUGAAGAGAACAAAAUGUUGAUGUAGAUCUAAGUAUGUUGCGAAAAAGAAGAGCCACAGAUUGAUGCAUUACUACAGCAGUUAUCAUCUACUUCUGGAUCGACUUCCAAGUAACAAUGCCUGGUGGUAAACCCCGCCUCGUUGUCUGUUACAUCUGUGGCCGCGAGUACGGUACACGCUCCAUUGAGAUCCACGAACGUGAGUGCAGCAAAAAGUGGCAAGCAGAGAACGAUCGUCUGCCUCGUGACAAGCGACGCCCCGGUCCUCCUCAAAAACCAAAUAUCCUCCCAGGGAUCUCAAAAGGAAGCAGUGGUUCGGACUUGAAUCGGUUUAAUGAGGCGGCGUACCAGACUUCACAGGCGCAGCUUCUCCCAUGCUCAAAAUGCGGCAGGACUUUCCUUCCAGAGAGAGUUAAAAUUCACGAGAAGACUUGUCCGGCUGGGAGAGCGUUUGCCGGUCAAACAUCUGGGGUGAGGACCCAGUCAAGAGUGGAUUCUAGAGGGAUGGAAGAAAGGGGAGAUGUGUCAAAAUCGUGGGGUGGAACGGAUGAUCAGUGUGAUGGGGAUUAUCCUCCUCGACCAAGUACAGCAACGUUAGUCCGGCCUAGCACUGUGACCUUAAAGCAGAGGAAACUUGUGACGGUUGAUAAUGACUUGAGACGUGGCACCCCAAGUAGUGAGACUCCUUCUAAUGAGCUGUCGAGUCCUGAUGCACCGAUUGAUAAAAUAAAGAAACCUAGACCAAAGAGUGCCAAACGAGGGCGCCAGUCCGAUGCCGCUGGUCAGCCUUACCUCCAGUCUGGUACUUUGGCAUCCCAAGGUUCUGCCCCUCCUCAGAGUCCAGGUGCACUUUAUAAGCCGAGACCUCCUUCUAACGCCCGACCUACACCGCCUCAAAAGGCUUCUUCAAAAUCAAACCCCAUGAGAGGCAAACCAGCCACCGUUGUAUGCUACAUUUGUGGACGAGAAUUCGGUUCAAAAUCAAUCUCAAUUCAUGAACCGCAGUGCCUUGAAAAGUGGAAGAUUGAAAACAACCAGCUGCCAAAGCACAUGCGUCGUCCUCCGCCCAGAAAACCUCUCGGAAUAGGCCAAUCGGUUGCAGGUCCAGAGGAUUAUAACCAAGCUGCUCAACAAAGUGCCAAUUCACAGUUGCUUCCUUGUGAGAAUUGCGGUCGAACCUUUCUACCCGAUCGCUUGGCGGUACAUCAGCGUUCUUGUGGUCCGCCCGGAACCAGAGGUGGAAGCAGUUUGGCUUCUCAGCAGACAUCAAGUCCAAAGAAUUUCAACAACACUGGGAAACCGCGCACAGUCGUUUGCUAUAUUUGCGGGCGUGAAUUCGGCAGCAAAUCUCUUCCGAUCCAUGAACCACAGUGUCUUCAGAAAUGGAAGAUUCAGAACCAGCAGUUGCCGAGGGAACUCAGACAGCGUGUUCCAAAGAAGCCUGAAAUAUUAGGAACGCCAACUGGGAAAUUGUCAGCAGAGACAAUAAAUGAGGCAGCGUGGCAGGCACAUAAGGCAAACCUUGUACCUUGUGAGAACUGUGGACGCACCUUUGCAACUGACAGGAUUGUAAAACACACAACUAGCUGUCGUGCUCAGGGGAAAACAGGGAGAAAAACUUCGCUAUCAACAUCAACAUCAGGGAAUGUCAGACCCCCACGGGUGACAAAGACACCAGUCAUCAGACGACCACAGACUAUCAUCUGUUACAUCUGCAGCCGAGAGUUCGGAUCCAAAUCCAUUUCAAUCCACGAACCACAGUGUCUGCAGAAAUGGCACAUAGAGAACGAGCGACUUCCUAAGAAGUUACAGCGAACAGAGCCGGUCAAACCCCAAGUCAGGAUGCUAAAAGGAGGAUCGGGUCAGUAUAACAUCGAUGAGCUAAACGACGCAGCGUGGCAGGCUUCUCAGGCUAAUCUAGCUCCAUGUGAUUACUGCGGAAGAACGUUCCUACCAGAUAGACUGUUAGUCCACCAGAAAUCAUGCAAGCCAAAGAAAUGAUAAGAUGAGGGUUGUAGCUAGACCAAUAUAGGUGGUGGGCUUUCAAUCCAGUCCACCAAGGGCAAAAGUAUCCAUGUUUAAUUAUGGGACCAUCGUUGCUUAAGUGCAAGCUUCAGACAUGAUGCCAGGUUUCCAAACUGUACAUGUUAUGGGUCCGUGCAAUAAGUUGAAUGGUCUUUUUGCCUGUGUUCUUUCUCUAUGACAUGUCUCUACUCCUUUAUCAUUAGCUGUGUCUCAGAUCAAUGCACAGUGGGCAAUAUUUUGAUUUACUCUAGGGGGAAUUCUGUACUGGGCGGCACCAGUGUUGUCUCGGUCUCCCCACCGUCUCAAGACCUUUUUUGGUGUCUCUGUUUUGGUCUCGGUCUUGGACUGGGAGGUCUCGACUACAACACUGGGGGGGCACAAUGUAUUUUGCCCAGAGGUGUGGGCAAAAAUUGCGAGUCCUUGGCGGGGUCGCCCAGCACUGCCACUGUGGCUACAACACUUGAUACAAUAAACAAGGAGUGAUUUUGUGCGGCAAUUUUGCCUAGCAAAAAAAAAUUGGACUGAAACUGUUUAGUGCCCACUGAAUGCUAAUGCUGACCUUUCUAUAGCAACGUCACAGGCCGAUAUUUUGCCAACAGAGGUUAAAAAACUAUGGAAAGCCAAAAGUGCAGAUAACUGCUGUUUGUAACAAAAGACACAAAUACUCAAACAUAGUGUUUGCUUUGUUGGAAACAAUGGGAUGUAUUUUAUUUAGUUGAAAGUUUGCAGACAAUAUUUACCAAAUGUGUCCAGUGCCUCUAAUACCUAAAGUCAAACAACUCGUUUAACAACACUUUUCAUAGACCUAUUUCCCAUAUUGUGUGUAUCUUUUAAAGCAGAGAUUCAUCUUUAAAGACUUGUCACAGGGCAAUUUUUUACUGACAACUUUUAGGCAACCAGUUGCACUGCUCUGUAUGCAAAAUGAACACUUUCUGUAUGCAUAAGUAACAUUUCGGCAGUGCAAGGUGACACCAACUGCACUGCUCCCUUUAUGCAAAAGGACACUUCUUCUUGCAAAAAUAAAAAACUUUGGCAGUACAAAUUACAUGUAAAGUCAACUGAAGUGGACCCAGUUUUAUAGCACGCUAAACACAAAAAUUUGCUUAGCAUGAAAUUGCUCCCUUUAUAAAAACAGGAAAUGCCAACCAA
Messenger RNA from Asterias rubens (European starfish), 3400 nucleotides. Its product is annotated as zinc finger protein 474-like. The coding region runs from base 344 to 2227 and encodes 627 amino acids. Lineage: Eukaryota; Metazoa; Echinodermata; Asteroidea; Forcipulatida; Asteriidae. The record is from RefSeq and is a predicted model, not a curated record. The transcript has 4 exons.